AUGGAGGAGGAUAAAGAAAGAGAUAAAGUAGCAGUAGUAGGAGUGGUAGUAGGUGGUGUUGGUAGAGUCUUUAGAUCUACAUUAUUAUUGAAACACGUCCUAUCAUUUAUAUCUAUAAUCAACAAAGAGUUACAACUAUCAACUACAAAGUACAAGUAUUUCACCAGUGACUCUAUAUCACAUCUUAGAUAUUGUCAUCAUGAAGACUUGUUAUUUGUAUCAUCACUUGAUAAAAGUUUGACCAAGAGACACCAACAACAAUUACAACUACAACAAAAACAAAAAGCAUUUAAACUAUUAGUUUCUAAAUUGCAAGACAAUAUCAAUAACAACAAUAAUAAUUAUAAUCAAUUUAUAAUUUAUUUUCAAGGAUUACCAACUAUAUUAAAGAAUUGUAAAGAUGUUUUCAUACUCAAACAGAUUCAUCAAUUAUAUCCACACUACUUUUAUCAACAUGACAAUGAUGACGACGACAAAGACGGUCUUUCAAAAAAGAAUGGUUGGAUAGUUGACAAUAUAGCAGCAAGUGGUAGUUUUGCAUGUUUACUCUAUGCCAUAGAGACAUUAAAGUCUAAACCUUCUACCAAAACACUAGAGAUGGCUUCAGAGUAUGGUCAUACAAAUCUAUUUGCUUAUUUAUGUGAAACGUAUCCAGAGCUUGGAAUUGGACGGUCGUUUGAUGUGGCUGCUAGCUAUCCACACAUGACCAUUCUCAAAUACAUCUUGGAGAAUAGGACUGAAUGCUGCUACACAGUCUCUACUCUAGCAUCGAUUGCUGCCACUGAUGGUAUUGAAGAGGCCAAACUCUUGUUGGCGCACAAGAACAAACGCUUGUUAAAAAGCAAAGACAAUCGGUUCUACCAUUUUGCCGACUUUUCAGUGGUGCGUGGCCACUUGGACAUGGUCAAGCUGUUUUAUUCGCACUUUGGACAGGACCGUUUCUUGAACCGGGCAAUCGAUCAAGCCGCCGAACUAGGUUACUUGGACAUUGUAAUCUACUUGAAAGAGACGGUAAAAUUGGUAGAAUCACAAGACUCUAUCAAUUAUAGUGCAAAGAAUGGACACGUUCACGUGGUGCGUUAUCUCUGUGAAAUCAACAAGAAAAGAGAACUUGGUUUCAACCUUGGAGACGCUAUCAACAAGGCAGCUGCUGAGGGUCAAUUGGCAGUUGUUGAAUAUCUUUGUGGUAUCGGUGCAGAAUGCGACAAGAAAAUGUCAAUGCAUUAUGCAUCGAUCAAUGGUCAUUUAGAGGUGGUUCAAUUUAUUGAUCGACACUACCAAGGUGGUGAAUGCAAGUCUGAUACUAUAUCCGAUAUUUGUCGUAUUGGAAAAGGUGACUAUUUGGCAAUGUUUAAAUACAUGAUACAAAAGUAUCCAUGUAAAGGUCAUGAUGCACAACAAGUUAUUUUGAGCUCUGCAGCUCAACGAGGAUGUGUCUCUCUCUAUAAAGCCAUUCUCAAACACUUGGAAAUUGAUUUGGACGAUCCUUUGACUUGGUCGAAUCAUCAAGGUUCUUCACAUCCCAUUCCUUUUUGGUCGCACAUUGCACCGCCCCAUGUCAAACUAGAUCUUUCCUUUUGGUUAAUCAAAAAGUUUUCUCAUUUGAUGGCACCGUCCUACUAUACACAGUUUCUCAGUUUCUCAUCACCCUCUUAUCAAUAUCCAUUGGACAUUAUCGAAUACAUUUAUUGUAAAUGUCCAGAAGUGUUUAACUAUUCAACCAGUCAAAUCUUACUCAACAAGGCAUGCAUUCGUAAUAAUGUCGAUUUACUUGCCUUUUUCCACAAAAAUGGUUUACCUGCACCUAGUCGUGACGUCUUGAACGUUGCAUGUUCCAGUGCAUCCCUCGAGUGCAUCAAGUUUAUCUAUGAAAACUAUGGCCACAUUGAACAUUUACGGUUCAAUAGCGCCUUGCUCGAACAUGCAUGUAGGACAACAGAAGAAUCACUAGAAAUGAUUCAAUACCUUUCAACUAUAAUCAAGCUCAAGAAACAGCCACUUCAUAGAAUACUACAAAAUGCAAUUGGCAAAAAAAACGAAGAAAUGGUUCAAUUUAUAUACAACAACAAUGUAGAUAAAAUCAAAAAGUUAUAUUCUCAACCAACAACAGCACCAACAAAUCAAUUUGGUAAUCAAACUCUAUUAAAAGUGAUAAAAGCAACUGGUAAUGUUAGAAUAAUGGAGUUUUUCUUUUUAAAUAUGCCAACCCUAUCAAUAAUUGAAGAAAAAUAG
Cavenderia fasciculata is the source of this 2232-nucleotide messenger RNA. RefSeq lists its product as uncharacterized. Gene Ontology annotation, molecular function: protein binding. The coding region runs from base 1 to 2232 and encodes 743 amino acids. The record is from RefSeq and is a predicted model, not a curated record. The transcript has a single exon. NCBI's taxonomy places the organism in Eukaryota, Evosea, Eumycetozoa, Acytosteliales, Cavenderiaceae.